AUGAGGACAAUAAACUCUUUUCUACUUAUUCUCCUACUUGGAGUUUUCGUUUCUUCAAUGCCCGUCACAGAAAAACGUGGAGACAGUUGUUAUAAUAAUGAAAUCUUUUCCCCUUUGGUUCUUCCUGAAAAAACUAAUUCACCCACAACUCGUAAAUACACUUUUAAAUUAUCUCAAACUACUUGGGCUCCUGAUGGUUACUCGAGUGCUGUUUCCCUUGUCAAUAGUCAAUAUCCUGGACCUAUCCUUCAAGCUUAUAAGGGUGAUACGUUCUCUAUAACUGUUGAAAAUGAUCUUCCUGUUGAAACCAGUUUCCAUUGGCAUGGAAUGUUUCAACGAGGAACUUCUUGGUUUGAUGGUGUACCUGCAGUGUCUGAAUGCACCAUCGCUCCGGGAUCUUCUUUAACUUAUGAAUUCAGCACAGAGGGACAAGUUGGAACUUAUUGGUGGCAUUCACAUUAUAUGGCUCAAUACAUUGAUGGCUUAUUGGGUCCUAUGAUCAUUCAUGAUUCCGAAGAUCCAAAUUUGAAAGAUUACGAUUAUGAUUAUGUUCCUAUACCCGAUUCUGGUCUUAUAAGUGGAAAGGGUCAAUACUCUGAUAAAAAUUCCGAAUUGGCUACUUAUAAAGUUCAAAAAGGAAAGAAAUAUAGAUUCAGAGUUGUUAAUACUGGUGCUUAUGCAUUCUACACUUUCUCGAUCGACGGCCAUAAAAUGAAAGUGAUUGAAGUUGAAGGAACUUAUGUAGAACCUUUCGAAGUUACCACCCUUCCUCUUCAUAUUGCUCAACGAUACUCUGUAAUUGUUGAAGCUGAUCAAGAUGAAAAGGACUAUUGGAUACGCGCUACUAUGUCUUCAGAAUGUCUGCCUAGUGAUAACUUGACAAUUAACCAUGACUCAAAAAUCAACUAUAAUGUCACUGCUAUACUUUCUUAUGAAGGAUCCAGUUCUGGCGGUAGUCCUGACUCUCAAGCAUACACUGAUGAUGUUACUCCAUGCAGGAAUCUUGAUUCUAAAUUAAUAAAACCCUUGACUGCCAAUCCACCUAAGGAUGCUACUCAAUCAAUUUCAUAUACCGUAUCAUUUGGCGCUAGCCCCGAAGGAGUUGUCGAAGCAUUAAUGAAUAACUCAACUUAUGUUCCAGAUUAUAACAACCCGACAACUCAGAAAAUUAUGACUGAAAAUAUGGAAGUAAAAGAUUUAUCAUCAUCACAAAAUGCAGUAGGAUUGAAUGAUGACAAGGGUGUUGCUGAAAUUGUCGUGUGGAAUGGUACAGGAACCACUUAUGACAAAAGUUCUUUAAAUACUGAUAACCCCCCUAUUCGUGAUACUACAGUAGUUCCAUCUUGGGGUUGGUCAGUCAUACGUUUCAACAUUGAUAAUCCUGGUGUUUGGGUAUUCCAUUGUCAUAUCGAAUGGCACAUUCAAAUUGGAAUGCUUGCACAACUGGUCGAACUACCUGAUCAAUUAAAAUCUCAAAAAUUACCUGAUAGUAUUGCAGGACAUUCCAAAAUUUUUUAA
This is a messenger RNA of Dentiscutata erythropus, 1518 nucleotides long. NCBI's taxonomy places the organism in Eukaryota, Fungi, Glomeromycota, Glomeromycetes, Diversisporales, Gigasporaceae. The record is from the annotation of a GenBank genome assembly.